Messenger RNA from Cotesia glomerata, 1345 nucleotides. RefSeq lists its product as uncharacterized. NCBI's taxonomy places the organism in Eukaryota, Metazoa, Arthropoda, Insecta, Hymenoptera, Braconidae. The record is from RefSeq and is a predicted model, not a curated record. The coding region runs from base 958 to 1323 and encodes 121 amino acids. The transcript has 4 exons.
ACUUAGUGUUACCUGGGAAAGGACUUUUUUACGAGCAAGUCACGCAUUACGUGAAUUUAAGUUGAGUUAAAAAGGAGAAUUUAAGUAAAAGAUUUCCUGAGGCACCCUUCAAGCCCGAGUAUCUAGCGACAAGUUGACCCGGCGGGAUACUUUUAAAAAAGUUUAAUAAAAAACUUUGGUCACGGGGUCACUACAAGGUUCCUUCAAGGCUAGAACGAAAAGCUAUUUUUAAAGAAUCGACAGGUUCGCGCGUUUCCUGAAACACUGCGGCUUUUAAAGUUACACCCAGAGGUAAAAUAAAGGACAAGGUCUCAAGGGUUGUAAAAAACAUGAGGGUCACAGAUAGGUAGUUGGAAAAAUUUUAACGGGGUGACAGAUUGUCCGAGUAUGCUUCCCAACAGUAAAUCGGUUUAUGACCCCUAUGCCCAUUUUACAAUCAGUGAAAGGACAGGAGCUAGUAUGCCUAACAUAGUUCGGUAUCGUAUAUUGAGGGAAAAAAAAUUUUUAGAGUUGGAGACGAAUUCUUCGUUGAGCCGAUCGUAAAACUUGGGUCCGUCGGUGCACAAAACCAUCCGAAUAUUGAUUCCUUCGACUGGGUGACCUCGCUGCUGCCGCAAAUACCUACUUUUAGGGCCCUUUAUUUUUUUUACACCCUCAAAGCAUUUCUUCAUCCGUUUAUAUGUUAGUUUGAAGGACGUUCUUCUGUUCGGGUUGUGGGACAACACUAGUUAUAGUGGGGUUAAAUUACUCUUAAGUCUUAGUUUUAGUUCUUCUUUGGAUCUUUACGGGAAAAGAUGUUUGCAAUACUUCAGUAAGCGAUGUGACAAGUCAGUAGAUUCCGAAAAAUGUACGUUGUAGUUUCGAAACUUUGAAAAAAAUUUCUGACGUGUUUCAACCCGUUAUUUUUGUUAGUUUCUAAAGUGAAAGAAAGUGUAAAAUGUGGAUAUUCGUAACAAAAUGAGCUUGGAAGAUAACAUCCGCAGCGAGGCGCGGCAACGGUUCGAGAUCACCAGCUGGUCCAUAUUCGGUGGAGGGGAACAGAAAGAUGGCUGUUGUGUUGAGACAGACCUCACAUCGCAAUCCGAUGUUUUUAUUAGCGAAAAUGAGAGUCGGAAAAAAGAGAAAAAAAUCGUCGGAUUGGAUCCGGCCACGCCCAAUCACAAGUUAUGCGGCCAUCUUGCUGUUUCAUUACACCACGUGAGUCAGUGUGGUAAACCUUACGUAGAAUCAGCUACCCGGCUUUCAGUAAUCAUUCAGGUUAACAUCAUUGCCAAGCCAAAUGCUGCGGGUCUCCUAUUUACCGUUGAUGUAUGGAAGUUAUGAACUUCUUGAAAUUAUCCACAAA